CAUGGACACGUGCCCUGAGGCAGCCACUGCCCCCUGCCUGUCAGACGCAGCCGCCAGCCCAAGCAGCAGCGGCAUGGGCAGCGCCAGCCCGGGCCUGAGUGGUGUCCCCCCCAGCCGCCUCCUGCUGCCCCCCGACACUGUGCUACGGACUGGCCUGGAGAAGGUGGCAGUGGGGGCAGGGGCAAUGGGGCCCGAGAGACGGGACUGGAGCCCCAGCCCACCUGCCACACCUGAGCAGGGCCUGUCCACCUUCUACCUCUCCUACUUCGACAUGCUGUACUCCGAGGACAGCAGCUGGGUGGCCAAGGGCCCCGGGGCCAGCACUCGGGAGGAGCCUCCCGACGAGCCCGAGCAGUGCCCCGUCAUCGACAGCCAAGCCCCGGGGGGCAGCCUGGACCUGGCGCCGGGCGAGCUGACCCUGGAGGAGCAUUCACUGGAGCAGGUGCAGACCAUGGUGGUGGGCGAGGUGCUCAAGGACAUCGAGACGGCCUGCAAACUGCUCAACAUCACGGCAGACCCCGUGGACUGGAGCCCUGGCAACGUGCAGAAGUGGCUCCUGUGGACGGAGCACCAGUACCGGCUGCCCUCCGUGGGCAAGGCCUUCCAGGAGCUGGGGGGUAAGGAGCUGUGUGCCAUGUCGGAGGAGCAGUUCCGCCAGCGCUCGCCCCUGGGCGGGGACGUGCUGCACGCCCACCUGGACAUCUGGAAAUCAGCGGCCUGGAUGAAAGAGAGGACGUCCCUGGGGGCGAUUCACUACUGUGCGUCGACCAGCGAAGAGAGCUGGACGGACAGCGAGGUGGACUCGUCCUGCUCCGGGCAGCCCAUCCACCUGUGGCAGUUUCUCAAGGAACUGCUGCUGAAGCCACACAGCUAUGGCCGCUUCAUCCGGUGGCUCAACAAGGAGAAGGGCAUCUUCAAAAUCGAGGACUCCGCGCAGGUGGCCCGGCUGUGGGGCAUCCGCAAGAACCGCCCCGCCAUGAACUACGACAAGCUGAGCCGCUCCAUCCGCCAGUAUUACAAGAAGGGCAUCAUCCGCAAGCCGGACAUCUCCCAGCGCCUGGUCUACCAGUUCGUGCACCCCAUCUGAGUGCUGCGGCCAGGCCCCGGGCCCGAACCUUGCCCUCGCCAGACCUCCCUCCUGCCUGCCCUGCCUCAGCCAGACCCUGAGCUGGGGGACAGGGCAGUCUGCUGGCAUCCGGAGUUCAAGGUCAGGGAGGGGAUGGCCCCUCGCUCCAGGGGUGUCAGUGAGCUCUCUGGGGCCCGAGGGACC
Messenger RNA from Eubalaena glacialis (North Atlantic right whale), 1270 nucleotides. RefSeq names its product SAM pointed domain containing ETS transcription factor (gene SPDEF). Lineage: Eukaryota; Metazoa; Chordata; Mammalia; Artiodactyla; Balaenidae. Gene Ontology annotation, biological process: regulation of transcription by RNA polymerase II; cell differentiation. The coding region runs from base 2 to 1087 and encodes 361 amino acids. Gene Ontology annotation, molecular function: sequence-specific DNA binding; DNA-binding transcription factor activity, RNA polymerase II-specific. The transcript has 6 exons. Gene Ontology annotation, cellular component: nucleus. The record is from RefSeq and is a predicted model, not a curated record.